AUGAAGAGUCUAAAGAGAGCAAAAAGAGUAGAAGCUCAGAACAAGGCAUUCGAGAUGUAUCUAAAGCUAAAGGAGGCUCCUCAAGGAUCCUGUGUUGAGGAGGAUGUUUUGCUAUAUUUGUUGAAAAAUAUGGAGCUUCGGAGAGAAGUUCCUGCCACAUUACUUGGCAUUAUUGAGGUGUUAAGGAUAAAUGCACCUAAAUGCUUUUUAAGCCGAGAAGAAAAGCAGAGAUUCUUUAGAUUGCUUGUGGAGACUCUUCCAAAGGAAAAGAUAAAUCUGGAAACCUUCAUCACAUAUAGAAUUCCCAGUUUGCUAACAGAUAAAGCAUUGAUUUCCAAGUUAGCGGGGUUGACGGAGGUAGUUAGCGGAACUGCAAAGAAGUAUCUGAAGGAGAUUAUGAUUAUAUUGAUAGAGGAAGGAACUGAAGACUCUGUAAGAGAGGUAGUCAGGGCUGUACUCCUCCAUAUACCCAAGGACCCCACAUUCAACACUGUAAUUGAGGUUACAAAGGAGAUUUCGAUGCCUGCAGUUGCUAUAUUAAUGGAAAGCUUUGAGGACAAAGUAUAUGCAGACGUGUACUCAAGCUUUACUCUAAAAGAAUGUCUAUGUGUAAGAAACAUCAAGGGACAAGGAAAAUUGAAGUACCUAACUGCAGCAAUGUCUGAAAAGAACUUCGAAAAGCUUUGUAGCUUUUACAUCGGUGAUAGAGACAAGAAGGUAAUCAAGAUUCUGGCCGAGAACUGCAGUGCGGGUCAUGAAGAAAUAUUUUAUAGGAUUGUCAACGAUUGCGAUGAGGAUGUCCGCAUGGCAUUGUUAGAAAGAAUUUCCUUUGAAGAUGUUGUCGAGCAUUCACUGGACAUCUAUGAGAGGAUUCUCGAUACAAGCCACAAGGUUAGGGAGGUUGUUUUCAACAUAUUCAGAUCUGGGAUGUUGCUUCACAAGGACUCCCUGCUUAAGAUUGCGGAAGGUUCAAAAGAAAAUAAAGAGAACGGUUCCAGAAGGACAAGACAUGAGGCAGAAUGCCUCUUAAAGUUUGUCAAGCUUGCACUCAAAGGCAUUUUUACCAGCCAAAGGAAGGCGUAUGUUGAGUUGUUGAAUGAAUGCAACCUCCCGUGGGAGUUUUAUUUUCAUAUAAAGUCCUUUAAGGGAGUAACUACUUUUCUGAGUCUAAACUCCGAAAGAAUGAAGGAGGAAAAUGCAGAGCUUCCUGAAUGCGAGGAAAGAAGGAGAUUCUAUCUAGAAUACUUUUUUUCAGGAAAGAUUCCCAAGCAAAGAACUCUAGGGCUUAUAGAAACAGACAUUCCAUCUGCUUUGGCGUAUCUCCGGGGAAAAGCUGACCUGAGUGAAUACGCAGAAUUAUUAAUAAACAAGGCAUUAGCCAGUAGCAAUGUUAAAGAGAUACUGAUGAUAAUAGAGGUGGUGAAGCCCUACCUUACUGAGAAGAUUCCUCUGAUGUGUCCAAAGUCGAAUGCAGAACUUCUAGUCUAUGCGCACUCAAAGCAUUCGUCAUACUUUUCUAGCCAGGUGCUAGAUUUCGAGAUCUCAUUUCCAAUGCUGUACUUUUUAUCUCACAUGAAAAUGCCAGUGGAUGUACUUCUUCCCUUGCUUCUAGAAUACAAAGGCAGCAUGGAAGAAUAUGUUGAAAUCCAGCUAGCACAUAACAGCAAGAGAUUGCUUCAAGAAUUUACCGAUUAUUUUAUGGAAAUCAAUCUAGAUGAAGACUCGAAGACAAAACUCGUUAAGAGCAAAACAUUCGUAGGGUCCAUGAUAUACUUUCUGAACACUGGGCAGGUAAGCAUAAGAAAUACAGACUUCUUUAUCUCCUCAAUUUGCCUUGUAUGUGCGGGCCUAGGCAACGAGCCUAAGGUCAAAUACAUCUACGAAACAUAUUCAAUGAAGGUGGAUCAGAUCACAUUCAACAAAUUCUAUACGAUAUGCUCGAGGCUCAAGACCAUGUCUCUGAACAAGGAGCCUUAUCAAAUAGACGAGGGGAAGGUGAUAAUCAAAAAAAAUGACAAAACAUUGUUUCUUAUAUGUGAAACGGUACUCAAUGCUCGGGCGGGGGAAAUAUCUAAUGAAAGAUUCAACCUAAACGGAUUCUAUCCAAUUUCUGAGGACGUGCUAAGCGUGAUUUCUUUAGGACGUAUGAUAUAG
This is a messenger RNA of Encephalitozoon hellem ATCC 50504, 2154 nucleotides long. RefSeq lists its product as uncharacterized. The record is from RefSeq and is a predicted model, not a curated record. The transcript has a single exon. NCBI's taxonomy places the organism in Eukaryota, Fungi, Microsporidia, Unikaryonidae. The coding region runs from base 1 to 2154 and encodes 717 amino acids.